Messenger RNA from Saccostrea cuccullata (small rock oyster), 3022 nucleotides. RefSeq names its product dnaJ homolog subfamily C member 16-like. NCBI's taxonomy places the organism in Eukaryota, Metazoa, Mollusca, Bivalvia, Ostreida, Ostreidae. The coding region runs from base 11 to 2299 and encodes 762 amino acids. The record is from RefSeq and is a predicted model, not a curated record. The transcript is spliced from 13 exons.
UCUGAGGAGUAUGAAGUGUCAUUCAGCAGUUUUCUGUCUUUUAUUUUUUGUGGAAUGUAUUGCAGAUGAGGAUUUGUAUGAUGUCCUUGGAAUUCGUAGAUCAGCGUCGACCAAAGAAAUAAAGCAAGCCUACAAAAACCUUGCGAGAGAAUGGCAUCCAGACAAAAACAAAGAUCCAUCAGCAGCAGAUAAAUUUACUAAAAUCAAUGAGGCAUAUGAGACUUUGGGGGACCCAGAACGAAGAAGUCAGUACGACAAGUUUGGUUACACCUCAGCUAAAGAACACAGACAACAGAGCAGGGGCAGCCCAUUUGGUGACCCAUUUGGAGAUCCAUUUGAAGGAUUCUUUCAUCAUUUUGGAGGGUUUGACUUCAAAUUUGGAGGAUCAGGAUUUACAGAUACUUUCAUUGAGAAGAAUAACAUAAACAUGAGAGUUUAUGAAACAAAAAUAUUACCUGAUAGUCACCAGAAGCCAUAUGUUCUGUAUGCCUAUGCUGAGUUUUGCUAUGAAUGUGUUCAUUUGGAGCCUGUUCUUGAAAAAUUGUUUAAAGAACUGGAGUUUGUUGGAAUUGGUAUGGGAACAUUCCAUGCAGGAAAAGCACAGCGAUUGGCAGUGGAAUUGAGAACUACUCGAGUUCCAAGGAUAAUGGCUGUGUUGAAUGGGCGUGUCACAGACUUCAGGGGGCGUGUCACGCUUCACAACCUCAGACAGUUUGUCAGAGGGCUCUUUCCAAAUAAGUUAAUUCAACCUAUAAACGAUGGAAACAUUGAUGACUUCCUGAGUGGGUGGGAGGACAACCGCAUGCGGGGAAUAUUCUUUUCUCCAAAGGAGGAAAUUUCUGCCUUGUUUUUGGCCCCAGCCUUUUACUACAAAAGUUUUGUAACAUUUGGGCAUGUCAACACCAACUCUGAUGAUGUGUACAAAAUCCUGAGAAAGUUUAACCUUCACAGUGGACAUAAAAGUCUGUUAAUGUUCAACGAGGACAGUCAGUCUCCUGUCGCUUCACUCAGUAUGCAGCAGAUGUCGCGUUCUACCAUUGAUGAAGUCAUUGAGUCAAACAAGUUUCUCUUACUGCCACGGAUUUCUUCACAGACUUAUUUUGAGCAGCUUUGUCCAGCAGAAUUGAAAGCCAAACGCAAAAAGUUAUGUGUGGUGCUUAUUACCAAAAAGAGUGAAGAGAAUGAGAGGACGAAAUUCAGGAGAUAUCUGCAGAAGUCUUCCUUCUUAAACCAUGAGAGGGUGAGGUUCACAUACAUGUAUGAAGAAACUCAGGCCAACAUCAUCAAAACCCUGAAUGAGAACGAGGAAUCAGAUAGCAGUGGAGCAGAAAAGAAUGUGGUUAUCAUCUGGAGAGUAGAGAAGAACCAUCUGAGUUAUGAAUGGCUGAAGAAUGCCCUAACAAAAGAUUCAGACAUGCAUGAUCUCCAGAAAGAACUGGAAAUGAGGGUUAAACAGUUGUUAAAUUCUGAUGAGUCUCUGACCUACAGAACCAUACUGCCUGAAUUUCAUAAUGAACAUGCUUUGCAUCUUUUAGUUCGAAUCUUUCAUCGAUUUCAACACUGGGGAGAAAGACUGUGGUUAUUUGUAACAAGUAUGGACCCUGUGACAGUCCUGACCCUGUUUAUGGCUAUUGCUAUGGUGUUUGGUAUGGGUUACUUUAUGUCUACCAUGGCGCAGAUUGAGGAGGAGCAGCUGAGGGAGAGACAGCCCAGACAGAGCAGACCCCGACCCCCGUCCAGGACUCCAGACCAGAAGAGAGUAAACCUGUAUGAACUGACGCCUGACACAUACGACACUCUCGUUCUGAACUCUGAGGCUGGACUGACUAUGAUUUUACUGGUCAACUACGAAUCUGGGGAUAAACUUCUCAAUAAGUACAAAGAAAUUGUUCUCCCUCUGACCAGAUACAGUGGUCUGUCAUUUGCCUUUCUGAGACUGGAGAGCUACAUUGGUUGGUACUCUCACUUACUGGAGGACAGUGUGGGACAUAAAGUGGAACUAAAGAACAUAAACAUUAACAACUGUAUAGGCACAGUGUUAGCUGUGAAUGGUAUGCGUAAAUACUACUAUAUAUACCAGCCCAAGAAGGCUAGAAAGUGGAUUAGGCAAAGUGGGAAGAAUAUUCCUAGUGCCAUUGGAAUGUUUGACUCGGAUGAAAACUCGGACAGCGACCAGGACUCACGAGUUAUACUCGUAGAGGAACUUCUAGAUGGACUGAUAGACUGGUUUGACAAAGUGUUCGAUGGAUCUCAGAGGAAAAUUCGAGUCAGCUCUUGGCCGGAUCUAAGAGCAGUGUGAGGAACAUCCUUAUUCUAAUGACCUUUUUUAUCCUUUAUACCACUGAUGCCAUUGUGUUCAUGUGUGAUCGUUGUGAUCUUUUUUUUUGUGCUUGCUACAAGCCUUUUCUUGAUGUGAUCUCCGUUUUUUUCUUUAUUGUUGUUUAAUAUAUAUAUAAUUUAUUGUUGUAUAAACUUAGUUUAUGUGGUUUGAAAAACCAAAAAUUAUCACAAAUAUGAGAAACCUGAGAUAUGUUCAACAACAUGGCCUUUUUGUAUAACACUGGAAAGAUUGUGCAUUGAUUUGUUGCCAUUAAGCCCUGUUUGCUAUAUACAGUAGCACAAAAUAUUUUUCUCAGGUACGAAAUCCAAUUUGUUUUUUGAGAACACAAUUUUUUUUAUGAGCAUCUAUGGAACACUAGUUUUUGGGAUGAUUAAUGGUCAAAUAGUGCUCAAUGUUGUCAAUAUCAUUUAUUUAUUUAUUUAAUCAAGAUGUAAUAGUAACUUAUCAGAACUCCAAAGAUAUACAGAUGUGCAUUACAUUCUUUAAUUUGUUGAUAGUUAUAUUUGAUGCAAAAUCAAAAUUGAUUAUUCAGUAAAGAGUCUUAUUUAUGCAGCUAAAUACUGUUCCUGCCAAAAAAAGGAAGAUUCAAGUACCAUGCAUAAUCAGCAUUAUCCAUUUCUUUGCCUUUUUAAUUGUCAUUUAAUACAAAAUACCCAGUGAAUUUAUAAUAUUGUAUUUCAA